CCCUCAAUCUUCCACAACAUCACAAUCUCUUACACGUUAUUCACUGCAAUUUCAAACAAAGAAAAAAAGGCGCAAUGGCUUCUGGUACACCGGCAACAACCAAAAAAGGCGGAAGAGGCAAACCUAAAACCAAAUCCGUUUCAAGAUCAAGCAAAGCCGGUCUUCAGUUCCCCGUCGGCCGUGUCGCUCGUUUCCUUAAAGCAGGUCGUUACGCUCAACGUGUUGGAUCUGGUUCACCGGUUUACCUCUCCGCUGUUCUUGAAUACCUUUGCGCUGAGGUUUUGGAACUUGCGGGUAACGCUGCGAGGGAUAACAAGAAGACAAGGAUUGUGCCGAGACACAUUCAACUUGCUGUGAGGAACGAUGAGGAGUUGAGCAAGUUGAUGGGAUCUGUUACUAUUGCUAAUGGAGGUGUUUUGCCGAACAUUCAUCAGAUUUUGUUGCCGAAGAAAGUUGCUGGAAAGGGGAAGAGCGAGAUUGGAUCUGUUAGUCAGGAAUUUUAGGCUUUCGUGUGUAGUUCUCAGUUACAUGCUAUUUCUUGGUUAGUGUUGUUAUUUGAGAUUAGUUAGAAGUGGCGUUUGAGGAUGUAUAGUUCUUCAUUCUCAUCAAUAUAAUUUAUUGUUUGUGCUA
Lathyrus oleraceus (garden pea) is the source of this 630-nucleotide messenger RNA. RefSeq names its product probable histone H2AXb. NCBI's taxonomy places the organism in Eukaryota, Viridiplantae, Streptophyta, Magnoliopsida, Fabales, Fabaceae. Gene Ontology annotation, molecular function: structural constituent of chromatin; DNA binding; protein heterodimerization activity. The coding region runs from base 75 to 503 and encodes 142 amino acids. Gene Ontology annotation, cellular component: nucleosome. The transcript has 2 exons. The record is from RefSeq and is a predicted model, not a curated record.